UUAGAACUUUCACCUUUUCAUCACUCUCUUCCCUAUAGGAUGAUACCAAAUAAUGCAUCCAUUGCAUAAUCUUCUCGUGACUAGAUCUCUAUAUAUGUCAUCACUCCUCUAUCUAUAUAAAUACACAAACCCUUCAACUUAAUUUAUGUGACAUCACAAAUAUUAAACAUAUACCUUUCAUUUCUAUUACUUCCAUUCACUCAUUUUUCAUCAUCUUUUCUCUUCUAUAUAUUCUCAUCUCACAGUUGCACUAACUCAGUCUUAUUGGACUUGGGUGAUUUUCUGAUAUCUAAACUAUAAACCCUAGAUCACUUAAACAACUUCUAUCGACAACACAAAAAACAAAGUCAUAUAAUCAACAUAUUCAUAUACGUACAUUACAAAAGGUGCGCCAAAAAUACAUAUACAAACAUUAAGAUGGAUCGCAUAUCGAAAUUAGCAUCACAAAAGGCGGUAGUGAUCUUUAGCAAGAGUUCAUGUGGGAUGAGCCAUGCAAUUAAGAGACUAUUUUAUGAGCAAGGUGUUGGUCCAGCAAUCUAUGAACUAGAUGAAGAUAAGAGGGGGAGGGAAAUGGAAUGGGCUCUCAUAAGAUUAGGAUGCAACCCUAGUGUUCCAGCAGUGUUCAUUGGUGGCAAGUUUGUGGGUUCAGCCAACAUAAUCAUGACCCUUCAUCUCAAUGGCUCACUCAAGAAAAUGCUUAGAGAAGCUGGUGCACUUUGGCUUUAGGAAAACUUGAAAUAUGGAAGCUCGCAUUCUAGUGCAAAUGCAAACAGCCAAAAAUGGCCUUUUUUAUAUAAUAUCCUAACCAAGCCCUCUUUUUUUUUUUGUGAGACCUUGCGGCUUUAAGAAUAUGCAUUGUAUUAGAAUAAUCUUUGUUACCUCCAAUAUAAUUUUGAGUUGUACUUCUGAAA
Messenger RNA from Medicago truncatula (barrel medic), 911 nucleotides. Its product is annotated as monothiol glutaredoxin-S10. NCBI's taxonomy places the organism in Eukaryota, Viridiplantae, Streptophyta, Magnoliopsida, Fabales, Fabaceae. The transcript has a single exon. The coding region runs from base 418 to 726 and encodes 102 amino acids. The record is from RefSeq and is a predicted model, not a curated record.